CGCGUGCCUGCGCCACUACUGCCCCAGAUCCGCUUCUUCUGUCCGUAGAUCCAUUUUUGCCCCUGGGGGGUUCGCUCGACGGUCCAUUGGAGUUUACCGGUCCAUUGCGCUUCCUUGUCGUCUUGUUGUCUGAUCGCAAGCCCAGCGCAGUCGAAUUGGGAUCCUGGGAUCGCUCGACGUGCCGCUCGCGACGGCGCGCCGAGGGGCGAGGUUGCUUCGCUGCUGCCGCAGCCGCUGCCCGCCGAAAUGCGUCGCCCAACCUUCAGGGGCUUGAGCUUGCGCUCCCCGGCCUUCUUCGCCGCUGCGGGACUUUUCCUCAUCGUCUCGUGGACAUUAUUUGCCUCUGUGCAUUUCAGAGAACCGUCGACGCUCGGAGACAAAGAAUUCGAGCGCCGAUUCCCGCUGGCAUGGCGGCACAUCCAGACAUUCCACGGGAAGCAAGGUGCUUGGUACAUUCCGCCUGAAUGGAUCGGCGAUGAUGAGGACCCGCCGAGCAACAUCCUAGACGCCGUGCGGCUGGCUUCUCGCGUCGCCAUGGCCGAUCCGGCAAAGCAAAUCCGCUUUUCCAACGUGCCGCUGCUGGUGCACCAGACGUGGAUCAGGGCGAAGCUGGACACCCUGAAUCUCGACGUGGUCUCUUAUGUUGAGCAGUGGCUUGCCUACGCGACCUCGUCGCAGCACGGUCCCAUGGCCUACUUCCUCUGGGACAACGACGGACUUGCGGCCCUGUUCCGCGAGUACGAGCCCGACUUCUACAAUCAGUCGCUCUCUCUGUUCUCCCCCGUUGAGCAGACCGAUAUUUUCCGAAUCCUGGUGUGCAAGUUGUUUGGUGGCAUAUACGGCGAUAUGGAUACCGUGCCUCUCCAGCCGCCGUCGACGUGGAUUCGCCCAUCCGACAUCGCCCAAUGGACCGACGACCAAACCGGCAAGACGUACGGCUACCCCCUGCCGUCCAAGGCACACCCGGACGCCGAUCCCCAGCAGGACCGCCCCGUCAACCUCGUGCUGGGCCUCGAGGCCGACACCGACCCGGCCUCGGACUCGUACUGGCGCAUGGGCUACGAGUACCCCGUCCAGCUGACCCAGUGGGCCCUGGCCUCGGCCCCGAAGCACCCGGUGCUGUCGCGCUUCAUGGACGACCUCACCGCCCAGGUCCGCGCCGUCAAGGAGAAGGUGCAGCGGCAGUCCCCCGCCAACUAUCCGGCGGCCUUGCGCGCCCAGAUGUCGCGCCUCGACCCGCUCACCCUGACCGGCCCCGCCGCCAUCACGCUGUCGACCAUGUCCUGGCUGAAAGACGAGCUUGACUUUCGCUGGGAGGCCGUCACGGGCCUGACGGACGGCGGGAGGGCGAAGCUCGUCUCCGACGUCCUGGUGCUUCCUAUUACUGCAUUCAGCCCUGGGAGAGGCAAAUAUGGCAACAUGGGCUCGAAGCCUAUUGGGGACCCCGAUGCGCGUCUCGCUCACAGCGCCCAAGGGUCAUGGCGUCGUUUCGACUUGAAGGUCGAGCUGGGCAAGUUCUGCCGCACAGUGUUUGGGCUUUGCAGGGACUGGUCGAAGGUCCCGGGGUGAGGGGUGCUUUCGUGUGUAUGAAGCUUGGGCGUUUGUUUUCGGGAGUUUAUAUUGGUCUUACGUCACAAAAGCGGCGCAGACGUCGGUAUAUACUUUGGAAGUGUGACUCUUUGAAUACAGUUUUAGUAUCUGAUAACGGAAGCACUGGGUUAUGCUGGCCACGAAUGGCCUUGGCUGAUCCUAACAAGGCAACAAUAUUUAUUGGGUUGUUGGCCAAGCCUAGCCCGCCCUCCCGACGACUAUCAAGCAGGCCAUUCGGCCGCUUUGAGCGUGCUUCUUAGUGGUGUGGCAAUCCGACGGCGCUAGAAAGGAGGCGAAGCUAGUGCGGAAAGUACGCAUAUGUUGG
Messenger RNA from Thermothielavioides terrestris NRRL 8126, 1915 nucleotides. Its product is annotated as glycosyltransferase family 32 protein. Gene Ontology annotation, molecular function: alpha-1,6-mannosyltransferase activity. The coding region runs from base 247 to 1569 and encodes 440 amino acids. Gene Ontology annotation, biological process: protein N-linked glycosylation. NCBI's taxonomy places the organism in Eukaryota, Fungi, Ascomycota, Sordariomycetes, Sordariales, Chaetomiaceae. The transcript has 4 exons. The record is from RefSeq and is a predicted model, not a curated record. Gene Ontology annotation, cellular component: mannan polymerase complex.